Messenger RNA from Melanotaenia boesemani (Boeseman's rainbowfish), 1423 nucleotides. RefSeq names its product proepiregulin-like. The transcript has 5 exons. NCBI's taxonomy places the organism in Eukaryota, Metazoa, Chordata, Actinopteri, Atheriniformes, Melanotaeniidae. The record is from RefSeq and is a predicted model, not a curated record. Gene Ontology annotation, biological process: positive regulation of mitotic nuclear division; epidermal growth factor receptor signaling pathway; positive regulation of cell population proliferation. The coding region runs from base 114 to 590 and encodes 158 amino acids.
GCAAUCUUCUUCGCUCGCACCUCUUCCUUGCAGUCACUCGUACAAGUCGGAAGCGUCUCAUCCUGCAUACCUGAAGAAGAAGAACUUCCUGGCAGCGACCCAUCGACUCUGAAAUGGGAAACAAGACCUCCCCAGCUCUCCUCUCACUUAUUGGUGUCAUGCUAAUAUGGCCGAAUGCCCUCACCAAGAGUGUGUCACCCAGACUGCAAAUUGCAGACACCUUCUCUCUAUCUGCAGGGCAGGUUGAAGAGCGCCCUCAUGUGGUGAAGCGGUCGACUCAGAGCUGCGACAGCUCGUAUGACAACUACUGCAUGAACAACGGCAAGUGCAUGCUGCUGGUGGACAUCAAUGAGCACCACUGCAACUGUGAGAAGGGCUUCAGUGGCGCCAGGUGUAGCAUCCCAGAGCUGGUUUUUCAGCCAGGGAGUGAAGAGCAAGUAAUUCUCAUCAUUUUCUGUGUGGGUCUGCUGCUAGUAGGUGUGGCCGGAGCUCUCUACUUCUGCUGCAAGUGGUAUAAGAAAAACAAAUUCCCCUGCCAGCAGAAGAAGCAGCAGAAGGGGCAGGGAUACAAAGGAGUCCAGAUGGUUUAGUGUCUCACACACCCACACACACCCUGUGCAUCUGUUACUGGAUCAGUAUUUUCCCUUUUUUUUUUCUUUUUCUUUUUUUAAAUGAAAUUCCAACUCACAGCCCUGUACGUAGCAAGGCUUUAUCGAGCAGGCAGAUCACGAAGAGAUUAAAGUGGUCAAAAGAAACAGCUUUGUGUGUGGAGCGAUUGUUUCCCAGCUGUACUGGUUCUUAAGUUUCAGUACCUGUUACACUCAGUUUGAAAAGAUGAAUAGUGAGACGCACAAAAACGGUUUCUGUGGGUGAAACCACCCACAUGAUGGUGGAAAAUUCAUAGAAAAUGAACAAAUGUGAGGACUAAGAGUGGACCAGUGUACCUGCUGUAACUUGUAGUGAUUCAUUAUUUAAAAAAUGUAGGUUUAUGUCUAAAAAAAUGUUUGUAAGAAAUGUUUGUACAAGCUGGCAAUACAUUUACUACCAUGAUGUUGUAGUUAUUUUAGUUUAUCUUCUCUUGUGCACAUCAAAUCAGAUUUUUGGUAUUUCUUAACCUUUCUUUUUCUUAUUUAUGUGUAAUCUACUGUCAUUUUUAUAUUUAUUGUGUUCUUUUGCUACUGGAACAUAAAAGCCACAAACAUCAUUGUUGCUGUCAUUAAAUUGGUAGCUGUGUUUAACUCUUAUAAACUUUGUUUAGUUAUAUAUUAUUAUCAUUUCAAUAACUUAUUUUAAAAGUAUUAAUGUAUGUGCUGGAGUCUUGCCUGUUUUGGAAACUUUGUUAGUACUGAAAUUGAAUAUAACUUGAAUUUUCUUAACGCUUGUAUGUGCUUUCAGUCACAUGAUAAAGAUACAGUUGAAAGUC